This is a messenger RNA of Saccharomyces kudriavzevii IFO 1802, 1845 nucleotides long. It is a transcript of the gene MRN1, whose product is annotated as Mrn1p. Lineage: Eukaryota; Fungi; Ascomycota; Saccharomycetes; Saccharomycetales; Saccharomycetaceae. Gene Ontology annotation, biological process: mRNA splicing, via spliceosome. Gene Ontology annotation, molecular function: mRNA binding. Gene Ontology annotation, cellular component: cytoplasmic stress granule. The transcript has a single exon. The record is from RefSeq and is a predicted model, not a curated record. The coding region runs from base 1 to 1845 and encodes 614 amino acids.
AUGGUGAUUUCUUAUAAUAAUAAUAAUAAUCAUAAUAAUAGUAAUAACAACAAUAAUAAUAAUAACAACAAUAAUAGUAACAAUAAUAAUAACAUGCUUCCUCCCUUUCCUUCUGACAUUUCCACGAUGUACCGGCAGAUCAAUUCUUCCGGCCAUUAUCAAGACGCUUAUCCAAGCGGUCCUCCGACUUUGGGUGAUACUGCAUACUCGGUGAACGGUAAUUUCACUCUUUUACCAUCCGAAUUUAGACGGGAUCCCAACGAUUCAUUCUUUUAUGAGGAUAGUGGGUUUUUCGACUACCAGCAAGUUCAACAGCAAUCACCACAAUUUCAGAUUAAUCAGCAAAACGAGGCGCAACAGCAACGAUUUUCACAGGAGCAAAAUUUUGGAAUUGGUAAUGAGAUCAUUAAGAACAGCAAUCAUUAUUAUGAAUAUGAAAGAUCUUCUAAUGAAGUCUCUCCAUUUGAUGAUGAAGCGUCAAACGUGGUAUCUGAUGGUAUGUCUCCCACUGUGAUGGCGACUGCUACCGCCGUGACCAAUGCAAAUGCCCCUUUGUCGGUAAAUGCACAAGCCAACAAUCCCUUGAAUUUUACGUCGGCUCAAAGUAGAACGGUUUAUUUGGGUAAUGUGCCACCAAAUUUAUCUGUUAAAGAACUAUUGGAUCAUGUCCGAAGCGGUGUCGUGGAAGACGUUAAAAUUAUCCCUGAGAAGAUGUGUGCGUUCAUAUCAUUUGUAGAUGAAAGCGCAGCACUGUUGUUCCAUUCGGAUGCGAUUUUAAAGCGCUUAAACAUUGGCGAUAGAGAUAUUAAGAUUGGUUGGGGUAAACCAACCCGCAUUGAUCCUAUUGUCGCCGCGAGAAUAUCUACAGAUGGCGCCACAAGAAAUGUAUAUAUUGGCCGUAUGACGAUCGAGGGUGAAGAAUCGCACUUGUCCGGAGAACAGUUGAGAGCUGAUUUAGAAGAAUAUGGUGAGAUUGAUUGUAUAAAAAUUAUCAAAGAAAAAGGGGUCGCUUUUAUUCAUUUUGCAUCUAUUUUAAAUGCCAUAAAAGUUGUUACAAAUUUGCCGAUAAGAAAUCUAUAUUAUCAAAACAAGAGAAUCUUUUAUGGAAAGGAUAGAUGCGCAUUCAUUACCAAGACGCAACAACAUAACGCGGCUCAAUUUCUAGGUGUCCAGCCUGGUAUGGAACACAUGAUAGAGUUCUCUGAUCGUGAAUUUAUAUCUAACGCCCUAUUGCAACAAUCAGCAGCCGCUGCAGCUAUUGCCACGUCUGCCGGCGGGCCUAAUAAUUUAGGAAACAGGACUGUUUAUUUGGGCAGUUUACCGAAGGAUGUUAAAAUUGAAGAAAUAUGUAACGCCGUUCGUGGUGGCUUAUUACAAAGUAUAAAGCUACUGAACGAUCGUUAUGUUUGUUUUGUCACAUUCAUUGAUCCCACUGCUGCUGCACAGUUCUAUGCGAUGAGUUCUUUGUAUGGAUUCACGGUUCAGAAGAAACGAUGUAAAGUUGGCUGGGGGAAGCAUUCUGGGCCAUUACCCAAUGCACUUGCAUUGGCAGUCAGUAAUGGCGCGUCAAGAAACGUUUAUGUGGGUAAUAUUGAUUAUGUUAGUGAUUCUGUAAGAGAUGAACGUAUCUUUACUGAAGGCAAGCUGAGAGGUAUUUUUCAACAAUAUGGAGAGGUGGAGCAAAUUAAUUUCCUACCUGAGAAGAACUGCUGUUUCAUUAAUUAUACUAACAUCAGUAACGCUAUACUAGCUUUAGACAAGAUCAAGUCAAAUCCGUAUUUCAAAGAUCUCAAAAUCAAUUUUGGCAAAGAUAGGUGCGGUAACGUUCCCCACCAAUCGCGUUAA